Dermacentor andersoni is the source of this 1423-nucleotide messenger RNA. RefSeq names its product astacin-like metalloprotease toxin 4. NCBI's taxonomy places the organism in Eukaryota, Metazoa, Arthropoda, Arachnida, Ixodida, Ixodidae. Gene Ontology annotation, molecular function: zinc ion binding; metalloendopeptidase activity. The record is from RefSeq and is a predicted model, not a curated record. Gene Ontology annotation, biological process: proteolysis.
CGUGCAUCCUCAUAGUCUUUCACAACACGUCUGCCACAAUUUGCGUAAGGUACCUUACCUGCCAUUUGUCGGACCACAAAUACAUGCUCGUGGCUAUGCGCAGAGAACCCUUCUCCAGAAUCGGGAGUUGAUGGCAUAUGGUCGUCCGACGUGUCCGAUAUACUCCGUAUAAAGACAGCGCAAAGAUUAAUUUCAAACGUUUAGUCAGUGUUUGUCUCAUCACUCCGCACAAAACGGGCAUGUGCGAAAUAGGCGAAAAGGUGUAAAUUAAUUCUAACGCAUUACUAUUGCAUGUACACUCAUUGAUCUCCCAAAUUUUUUACGCUGAAUAGGAAAGUAUCUUUAUUGUUUGUCGAUCUACGUACGCAAAUCACUUACAAUAUGACAGUGAAAUAGUUUGCCGGGGUAAUUGUCUUUUGCCCUUCGGUGCUCCUGGGACAUCCUGACCUAUUGCAAAAACAAAAAAAAAAACGUGUAACGGCGCUUGAAACCAAUUCUUAGUUCUAACCGGCACAGGCAUACUGUUCCUCGUCUCGCAGGCACAACUCAAAAUGUCAAAAUAAUAAGGGAUUCCAUGGACCAUAUCGAGACGUCGACGUGUCUACGCUUUGUUAAUCGAGACCACCAGACAGACUACGUCCGCCUAAUAUACAGCAAAGGAACCUAUGCCUCCAAUGACUCCGUGCCGUCCUUGCCGUCACCACCUACCUGUCUGGAGAUGUUGUGCACCUCGCACAGGUGCUUCUCGCACCUUGGCCGCAGUGGCGGUCCGCAACCGUUGUCCUUGGGCCGCGGCUGCCUCGACCACGGCACAGUGACGCACGAGCUGCUGCACGCGGUGGGCUUCUUUCAUGAGCACUCGCGCCCCGACAGGGACAACUACAUCGACAUCUUCCCAGAAAAUAUUAUAGAAGAGUUCCUGCCAAUGUUCCGGAAGGUGAAGCCUAGUCAGAUCCGCUUGCUGACAGAAUUCGACUACGACUCGAUUAUGCUCUAUGGCUCGGAUUCAUUUUCCAAUGAUCCCGGUCUCCCCUCCAUGCUGGCAAAGAAUGGCACUUGGCUCACGGAUGUAUACGAGAAAACCGGGCUAAGCAGGCUGGAUGUUAUACGCAUAAACACCCUGUACAAUUGUACAUAGAGGUGUCUGAAUCUUGUGCCGUGAUGUCAUUUACCAAAUAGUAUAUCUCGUCAAAGAAUUGGCACGAACAUGCCUUUAAAAAGGCGCCACACCAAGUGAACAACGGGAACAUGUAUGAGAAGGAAGUGGCUAUCGGUAGGCAAAACUGCGGUACCUGUGGGCCGCACUCCACGGUCGACACCUUAACGAUAAGAGGCGCUACCCAACAGUGAGAAUACAGGGCGAUUGAGUGUUUUACUACGGCACGAACACGUCCUUGAAGAAUAAAUAUUUUUGACUAGUCGG